UAUUAGCUUGAUAAGGAUGUUUUAAUGGCAGCAUGCUGGAUGUCCCAAAACAAACCUAAAUACAGGUUUUCCUUCCACGUAUGAUGAUUAAACUUUGAUACAGUGCCUUGAAGUCUCACUGUAGUUCAUGAUGGAUCUUCCGUGCGUGCAGUGGCAAGAUCACGUUGCACACAAAUGGAGUGGACUGGAUCCUGAGCUAAAGGAAACAUUUCUCUCUCUGCAUGAAAUAGAUGAUGUGUUUAAAUGCGCUUCAAGCCUGGCAAACCAACAGGAUCUGGAUGCAAUUCAAUCGAUCUCUGCAGGACUCUCGGUGAAGAAAGAUGCAGAAGAAGCAGCCAAAUGCAGAGAAAAGGGUAACUCCUGCUUUAAGACAAGAGACUACAAGACUGCAGCUCUGCACUAUUCACAGGGAAUAUGUUUUGCUCCCCAAAGUUCAGAGCAGCUUUCUCUGUGCUAUGCCAAUCGCUCUGCUGCUCUCUACCAUCUGCAACAGUAUCAGGAAUGUCUCUAUGACAUCGACAGAGCCUUGAACACUGGCUAUCCAGCUCAUCUCUCACACAAACUGCAGGACCGUCGUAGUCUCUGCUUGAACCACCUCCCUGUGUCUGUAAAAACAAAAAACGAUGAUAAAUGCAGCAAAAGUCUUACAAUAUCAUCCAGUGAAGCUUUCAGAUUCGGCAUUUGUCCCCAAGUGUCUGUUGGAUGCAGCAAGGAAAAAGGCUGCCACCUGGUGGCUCUGCAGAGGAUCACAGCUGGAGAGGUGAUUUUGAGCGACAGGCCGUUCAGCUGGGUCCUCAUUCCAGGAGUUGAGAAGGUUAAAGGAAACAGUGGACAGGGGCUGGACAUACAGAGGGAAAUUAUGUUUGGAGCAGAGCACAAGCGAUGUCACUGGUGUUUGGCUGAAACUCUAUGUGCCGUGCCAUGCAAGGGCUGCAGCUUCAGCCGAUAUUGCUCAGCUUCUUGUCAGCAGGAAGCCUGGGAAGAGCAUCACCACUGGGAGUGUCCACUAGGAGCAGAGCUUGCUGCGAUGGGUGUAAUGGCGCAGCUUGCUCUCAGGGUAACGCUAAAGGCCGGGAUUGAAAACAUCCACAGAGCAAGGCAGACAAUCCGGGAUGAGCAGAAAAAGUCUGACCAGUAUAAUCCAUACAUGACCGUGUUUCACCUGCUGCAGCAUACGGAGCAUCAGAGCAUUAGUUUGCGUCUCCUGUGUGCAUUUACUGUGGCAACACUUUACCUGAAGCUCAGCAAGGCAGGUCCUCUUCCUACAUCUUGGAAGCUGAGUGAUGCUUCAUCAAUAACCAGCCAAUCUUCAGACGGACCAAAGAAGAAAGGAGGAGACUCAGAGUGGAGCUCAGAGCUGUGGGUUGUGGGAAGUGCAGUUCUGAGGCACAUGCUGCAGCUGAGGUGUAAUGCUCAGGCAGUCAUCACACUGCAAGACACAGGAUCUGAAAACUCUCGAGUGCAGUCUGUGGAGGAAAUUCGAGUUGCCACGGCAAUGUUUCCAACUCUCAGCCUUCUCAAUCACUCCUGCCGUCCCAACACCAGUCUGGUUUUCAGCACCGGAACCGCUGAUGAUCCCGUUGGCUCACAGGACUCCGUAGGUUUCAAUCAGCGUCUCCUUGGGGAAGAAUGGCAGGGCCGGGGAGUCACUGUGACGGUCAGAGCAACCAGAGAUAUCAAUGCUGGAGAGGAGAUCCUGCACUGCUAUGGGCCCAACAGCAACAGGAUGGGGACUGAAGAACGGCGGCGUCUCCUGCAGGAACAGUACUACUUCCUGUGUGAGUGUGAGGCCUGCAGCGACCAGGAGGAGGAGAUGAGGGAGAGCAGCAGGAACGAGUCAGGACUCCUGUGUACAAAGUGCAAAGGAGCUCUUAAAAAAAACAAAGGAAGUGGCUUUUCAUGCUCUCUUUUACCAUGUGGUCAUCAAAUAUCCUCAUCUGAUGUGAACCACAAGCUGCAGGAGUUCAGGGUUGCCUUGGAGAAAGCUGUGGCACUCAUGGAAAAAGAAAAUCCAGUGGAAGCCCUGCACCUCCUGAAAAAGAUCAGCAGUCAGUCUGGACUUCUACUCAGAGAUACUCAUCCGCUGCAGGGGGAGCUGGCUGAUGCCACUGCCAGAGCUUAUGCUUCUUUGGGUGACUGGAAAAAUGCAGCAACCCAUCUAGAGCAAAGUGCUGCAGCUAUCAGCUCCCAGUAUGGAAAAGACAGUCUGGAACUGGGACAGCAGCUCUUCAAGAUAGUUCAGGUCCACUUCAAUGGUGGUGCCAGAGGCCCGGCCCUCUCCGUCAUUCCCAAGGUCAGGCGAAUACUCUCCCUCCACUGUGGUCCUCACUGUCCUGAGCUACAGGAACUGAACGCCUUGGAGGAAUGUCUUCAACGGUCCACAUUCUAAGCUUAAACCCGACUGAUCACACUUAAUAUCGAAAUAUAGUUUUGUAUUUUGUGAAGCGGAAUAAAAUAUUUUCUGACUGUGGGCAUUGUGGC
Molecule: messenger RNA, 2481 nt
Organism: Poecilia latipinna (sailfin molly)
Lineage: Eukaryota; Metazoa; Chordata; Actinopteri; Cyprinodontiformes; Poeciliidae
Gene: smyd4
Product: SET and MYND domain containing 4
Exons: 10
Coding region: 128-2389 (753 amino acids)
Biological process (GO): heart development
Cellular component (GO): cytoplasm; nucleus
Molecular function (GO): histone deacetylase binding
Source: RefSeq, a predicted model, not a curated record